GGUCAGGUUAUUAGCCCGAGUUCAUGGAUAUAGUUAUGAAUAAACACUAUAGUUUAUAGGCAUCAUCGUCGGGCUCAGAGCAGCAUGGAUGUAGCGCGUGCUCCCCAAAAAACUGGACUGCCGAGAGAAGUGGUGAAAUGGCUGCAGAGCCUCGACUUGUCCUUCUACCCGAAGAACAUGCGCAGAGAUUUUUCCAAUGGUUACCUGGUGGCGGAGAUAUUGUCUCGUUAUUACACCCAAGACUAUCUAGGGCAGUGGUAUGACAGAGGAGUGUCACUCUCUGCCAAACAGUGGAACUGGAGCCAAAUAGAGAGGUCUCUACAGAAGCAGAAUCUGCACUUGACGAAAGAGAUGAUUAACGGAAGCAUUCACUGUAAACCGGGAGCAGCCGAACUGUUGGUGCAGGAGGUUUAUACUCUUUUAACUAACCGGAGCCUCCGAGACGUUCAGGGCCCGGCGGCAGACUUCACUGACCGAGGGUACCAGGAGCUGCUCCCCACGCUGGCCCGCUCCACGGCCUCCAGGGCCAUCAAGAACAACCUCAGGACGACGGAGAUCAUGGCGGAGCCCGACAUCAGCACCAACCAGAGGAGGGCCGAGGUCAUCCUCCACCGGCAUCUGGAGCACAAGGCGGAGGAUCGGGUCCUCAACCCAGUUUCGGUGACAGGACGUUUGAAAGUGAAGCCUAAUCUGUGUCGGCCGGCAGCCAAAGAGGAGUGCUUCGCUUCAUCCCGAGACACUACAUCGAAGUUCAGCUCCUCCUCAACAAGGAGUGGAGGAGCGGCCGUUUCCUUUCAGGAGAUAAAGGUGCACCAGCCUGUAAAAUGGAACUAUUAAAUGAACUAUAUGAUAUGAUAUGAUAUUCCUUUAUUCGUCCCACAGUGGGGACAUUUCAAAAAUCACAGCAGCGGUGCACAUCAGAGCAUUAAUGAAAAUAAAUAUAAAACACUAAAUAAAAUACGAAAUACUAAGACUAAUACUGAUAAUAAUACUCAUACUAAUACUAAUACAAUACAAUAUAUGGAGAGCUGUGCUCUAUAAUUGGUAUGUGUGUCACUUGAUGUCAUGAUAGGUUGUUCAUAUUAGUUUUGGAAGGCCACUUGUUUGUUUUGGGGUGUGUCAUGUUUCAGUGCGGGUCUACCAUCCUGUCUGGGCAAUGUCUGUUUUCACCACUAGAUGGCAGCAUUGAGUCACGAGCAGCACCCUCCUCAAGGGUUCAGACUGAAAUCCACUGCUUCAGGUGUACCAUUGACAACAAAAAGGGUGUAAAUGAGUGUAUGCUGUAAUGGACCGGCCUCGCUGUUCAUCCAUGUGUGUUGCUCACUAUCCUGAUAUUCCUGAGUUCCUUCUCCUGUUUCUGAACAUGCAUCUUGCCUUUGUCCCUGUCACCGAAGCAUCGGAUCUUCUUCUCAAUCUGCAUCCUCAGAUAUUAUGAUCAGGCACCUGCCAAAUGUUGGCAAACCCACGCUUUACGACGGACAGGAAACCUUGGAGGAACUGCUUUAUGUAACUGCAAGGUGCAUUUAUCUUUGAGGACAAUCAAAGUGAAUUUUUAGGUUUGAAGCUUAAAUUAAAAUGGUGUUGUUUCACA
Pseudoliparis swirei is the source of this 1591-nucleotide messenger RNA. RefSeq names its product spermatogenesis associated 4 (gene spata4). Gene Ontology annotation, molecular function: microtubule binding. The coding region runs from base 85 to 837 and encodes 250 amino acids. The record is from RefSeq and is a predicted model, not a curated record. Gene Ontology annotation, cellular component: axoneme. Gene Ontology annotation, biological process: regulation of cytoskeleton organization. Lineage: Eukaryota; Metazoa; Chordata; Actinopteri; Perciformes; Liparidae. The transcript is spliced from 6 exons.